Messenger RNA from Cadophora gregata, 1453 nucleotides. RefSeq lists its product as uncharacterized. The record is from RefSeq and is a predicted model, not a curated record. The transcript has a single exon. Bases 1 to 1317 code for a protein of 438 amino acids. NCBI's taxonomy places the organism in Eukaryota, Fungi, Ascomycota, Leotiomycetes, Helotiales, Ploettnerulaceae.
AUGUCUGAAAAGCCCCGCUCAACCAAACCAUCAUCAAAGAUGCCCAGCAUCUCAUCCUCCAAGCCAUCUUCCAAAAUGCCGAAGACCGAAGACGACGACGCUGUCCUCCCCUCCGCCAUGUUCAAAGACAUGUCUCUCACCCCUCAGGAAAGCAAGAUCAAUUUAUCUUCCCGAGCUCCAGGCAAGGAGCAAGACAAGAAAGCCAAGUCGACAUUCGCUCCCAUCCCAGAGGACGAUGUCUAUGGCGAGGAAUACGACGACUUUGAGGAGUUGACAUCACCGAAAUCGAACUACCCGGAGCUCAUCUCACCAGGCAAGAAACCGCAAUCCCGCGUGCCGAGCUCGUCCGCUUACAACGAUGCGAAAAGCAGCCUCACUGAGAAGGCGAAAUCUGUCUUGCCGAGCGCGAUGUUCAAGGAUGAGUCCAAGGCUCCAAAGGCGAAGUCUGUCAUGCCGAGCGCGAUGUUCAAGGAUGAGUCCAGGGCUCCAAAGGCGAAGUCUGUGAUGCCGAGCGCGAUGUUCAAGGAUGAGUCCAAGGCCCCAAAGGCGAAGUCUGUUCUACCGUCUGCUUUCUUCAGGGAUGAAUCAAAGGCUCCGAAGGCAAGUUCAGUUAUGCCAAGGGCAAAGUCCGUUAUGCCAAGUGCCUUUUUCAAAGAUGAGUCGAGAGCAGCUCCGAAAGCGCAGUCUGUUCUACAGUCAGCUUUCUUCCGGGAUGAGUCUAGGUUUGCGGAUGAUGAAUCUUUCGUUCCCAAAAGUUUCUUAAUGACCAAGGAAGACAAGAUUAUGUCGACUCGACAGACUGAGUUUACCAGUCUCGCCCCGGAAGAGCAGAAGAAGCAAGACGAAUGGGCUCAGAAGAAGAUCGAGGAGAUGGGAGCUUGCCCAGAGCAGUACAGAUGGAUACGUAAAGACGAGAAUGGCUGGGGCGGAUAUAUCUGCGCAGAGGGUCGACACGGAAUGCCGGACUUGCUCAUAGCAGAAGGAGAAGGAGCUAUUAUCGUCUUGGAAAAGAAGAACGACCUUACCGGACCCAAAGGAGGCCCAUGGUAUCCUCAUCCUACCAUCAAGAACUGCUACAUCUAUGUCAAACGAAAGGAGUGGUUGGACGGUGUCAAGCCUUAUAAUCAGCCUGCAUUCCUCGGAUCCGAUAAGCAGCGAGAAAGGGCAAAGUGGGAGUUCUAUAGUGAGAGUCUUGAGGAAGCUUUGAGAAUGAAGUACCAGUGGCCUCAGAAGGAGCCGCCUCAGGAGUGGGCUGAUGACAAGAAUAUUCCGAAGACGAAGGAGGAGCGGAAGGCGGCGGCGGCUACGAAGAACUAAGUGUCAUUCCCAAAUAUGGCCCCAGUGGAGUGUAGGAUAUGGCAAAUGGGUCGAGGUUGUCUCAAACAACGAAUGUAAAUAGCUAAUGGACGUUGCAUUUCAACGUUUCCUUCCAAUCCUUUGGAUGAAGUUGAAU